AUGGCGGUUCACUCAUACGCUCGGAGUGCUGGGUUGGACACUGAUAUCUUUGUUGCCAACUCCUUGGUCGACAUGUAUGCCAAGUCUGGCAGCCUGGUAGGCUCGGCUGGAGUUUUUGAUGGCAUGAUCAGUCGCGACGUGAUUUCCUGGACUUCAAUGGUGCUUGGCUAUGCCGACUGUGGUGGCGAGGAGAUGGCAUUGGAGGCACUGGCACAGAUGCAUCUCGAGGGAUGCAAGCCGAAUUCUCUAACUUUCGCGGCCGCGCUCAAGGCAUGCGGCAAGCUUGCAGCCAGGGAAACGUGGACGGAAAUCCAAGGCCGGCGUGUGAAACUCGUUGCUCUCGAGAGAGGCAUGGCUUUGCAUUCUCAAUCUCUGAAGCAAGCCAAAGCCUGUGAUGAGUUUCUGCUGAGCAGCUUGGUGGAUCUGUAUGGAAGGUGUGGGAGCCUUGCUGAUGCUCGCCAUGUCUUCGGCCAGACGCGGAGUCACCCUGUUCCUCUCACGUCCCUGAUGCUGGGCUACACCGGGAGUGGCGAGGCAAGAACCGCCUUGGAGCUGUUCGAACAGGAAAGGAAAGCUGUAGAUGCUCGGGCAUUUGUGGCCGCGUCGAGAGCUUGCAAAGCUCUAGCAGAGGAAGAAGAGGCCAGGGCCCUGGAUGGCAAGAGUGUCAAGGUUGGAGCUCUAGAGACAUGCAUGGCGAUUCAUUCAGCGGCUGCAAGGUAUGGAGUUGACUCGAGCACAUACCUGACGAGCUGCCUGAUCGAAGUAUAUGCCGGCUGCGGGAGCUUGGUGGAUGCUGUAACCAUUUUCAACCAGAGGAAGUUCCAAGACGUUUUCUCGUGGACAGCUUUGAUACUUGCGUAUGUUGGAAACGGGCAAGGAGGGCCUGCCUUGCAAGCCUUCAAAGUCAUGCAAAGGUCGCCUUGUUUCUCAUUCGCGAAUGCUCGCUGUUGUGCUGUUGGUCUUGCGGCCUGUGGUGCAUCUGGGGAUUCAGAGGCUGCCAGGAAAAAUUGGCAUGAGAUUUACAGGCGUGGUAUUGAAAGAUUCAUGGAUUAG
This is a messenger RNA of Selaginella moellendorffii, 1053 nucleotides long. RefSeq names its product pentatricopeptide repeat-containing protein At2g29760, chloroplastic-like. The transcript has a single exon. Bases 1 to 1053 code for a protein of 350 amino acids. The record is from RefSeq and is a predicted model, not a curated record. Gene Ontology annotation, molecular function: RNA binding; protein binding. Gene Ontology annotation, biological process: RNA modification. Lineage: Eukaryota; Viridiplantae; Streptophyta; Lycopodiopsida; Selaginellales; Selaginellaceae.